Messenger RNA from Periconia digitata, 2327 nucleotides. Lineage: Eukaryota; Fungi; Ascomycota; Dothideomycetes; Pleosporales; Periconiaceae. The record is from the annotation of a GenBank genome assembly.
CAUAUCCGUCAUUCACGACAUCAUCGCCGUUCCAAUCUUCAUCGCCGCUUGGCUCUUCAUCCAGGAAAUCGCCUUCUCCAAAAACCUCCUCGCGAGGGCGAGAAUUGUCAAUUCGGAAAAGAACAGUGUGGCAUCGUCCCUGAACGACCUCGGGCAUCCCCUCGGCAUCUGGGCCUACGGCUGACCCAUCAUUAGAUUCGACCUCCGAGCCAGAGCUUUCAUCGUAAUUCGUGUGCGUCCUGGCUCGUGUACGCAAGCGCCGGCCACUCCAUUUCUCACUGAACUUUUGUGCGGGCUUUGAAAGAAGUGGCGCAUCGCUGUCGCUCUCAUUUUCGUCACCGGCGUGGUCCGCCUGGGCUUUCACACCGUCGCUCUUGUGCACCCCAUCCGAUAUAUCCAACAGGUGAGGAGACUUGUCCGCAAAGACAUGGUCAAACCAAGUCGCCCACUUCUGUCUGUACUCGGCCCGCUGCCGCCAACCAAUAUCUACCAUAGCAGUCAGUUUCAGUACACGCAAUUGAGGUAAAUCUCCAGCUGCAUUGAUGAGUGACAGGAAGAAGUUCGUAGCCGCAUCAGAACUCCAAUGCCUGAGAUACUCCAAUUCAAUAGUUUCAAGGGUGGAUGGCCAGGUGGGUAUCUCGUCAAUUUCGAGAAGCCAAUCGUAUAGUGGUUCGUUAUCGGCCGACAUGACCAGGGAGCUGUAGUAGUUCAGGUCUACCUUGAGCACUUUGAGACUUGGGCAAAAGCGCUUGAGAUCAACUAGGAAAGAAAGACUGAGACACUGAUUGUGGUUCAGAAUCAACUCCUCCAACUUGUGGCCAUGGUUGGCUAGGAAAGCAUGCAAGUCCUCCGAGAAGACAUUGAUGCAAUUGGUGAUAUUCAAGGAAAGGAGAGACGACGGAAGCAGAGCAAGAAGCUGUCCGUUAAGAACUUUGCAAGACUCAAAGGUCAAAGAGGUCAAGUUUGGCAAUGCCGCAAUCGCCGACCCAAGUAGCUCCUCAGCCAAUGGUGCAUCGUCACCACCGACUUUUUUCGGGUCAGUGUCAAAUUUAGUGAGUAUCAGCUCACGCAGGCUUUGGAAGGCCUUGUCCGAAUGAAUCUCUUUGAUCCACAGCGGGCCUUUGGCGCAAUACUGACUGUUCCAUCGCCAACUCUGGAGAAGUAACGGGCUCUGACGGAGGGCCACGAAUAAUUCGUCAGGAUAGUACCAUCGACGGACACGUCUAUGUAGCACCCUAUAGGGGGGUCGGUCUUGCGGGUCAAAUAUGUCGAUCUCUUUGAGUGUGGUCAGAGCAGAGACUAAGGUAGAGAGUACAGCCGGAUCGUUGACCGGGUCUGUCGAGGAUGACAUCUGGUGCGAGUCCAGCUCCAGCCGCUUGGCCAUGACUUGGUGGUUCAUAUACGCAUCAGUUGGCGGGGUGAUGAGCCGUUGGACAAGCAGUUGGUUCAACUUUGCCGCGUGUAUUGGCGGACAUCGGUACAGCGCUGCCAAUGCAGGUUUGGUGAAAGUUUUGCAAAGACGCGCUACAUCGAGCAGCCAGUGUAUUGUCGGUAGGGCCACCAUGUUCUCAUGAAGUGGUUCCGAUGCGUAGAUGAAUGUCUGUAGGAGUACGUGGUAGGGAAGGGACGCCCAAUUCGGGAUAUGGCCAUCGGUUGGGAUUUCGAUGCUGGACACGGCCGGUUCGGCGACUGAAGUGUUGCUCUUUAACGGAGCGCCGAGUGAUCUUCGAGCACGAGAUCCAGCAGGUUUUGCUUCCUUUUGCCUAGACUUGACGCUCUUGCGCGAGGUGCGAGAUGGCGCAGUUGCUCUUUGAGGGCGCAUUGGUACCUCGACCUCGUUGACCUCCUCUUCUUCUUCAAAAUCUUCGUCUUCGUCAUCCUCAGAGCUCACAUCCUUGUACGAGACUCCAUGCUUCUGAAUUUUGCGCAAGCCUUGUCGCGCAUUUGUCCUGACUGCAAUUCCCUCUGAAGCCUCCUCGUUGCGACGCCGUGGUUCAGGAGAGCGAUUUCGGUUCGAUCGUCGCAUUGGGGAGUUGCGUUUCUUGGGCGCGUAAGUCUCCGUGUCUAUUUCCUGUAUAUCUUCAUCGCUACUGGGCUCGCGAUACGAGACAAUGCCCCGUUUGCGCUUCCGUGUGUCGACCAUAGCUUCCGCCUCUUCAACCCCAAACUUUACCAGUGUCGCAAGAGCAGCAACAUAAGGCACGGUGACGUAAGAGGGUUUUUGGUGACACAACCGAGUCCAAAAGAUCGCAAUGUCGCACUGGAUCUGACCUUAGCAAAUGGAUUGUCAGAGUGAAGAACUGUGGCGUGGGUGCGGGAUGUUCUAA